AUGUGCCCAGUGACGAUUUCAUGGCAGAACAGCACCACCACCUCUGGCAAGCGGCACUACUUCAACAAGCACAGAGCUCACCUGGGUAUCUGGGAGCACAUGUGGAACUCCCGCCUCGUGGGAGAGAACGAGACCUUUCCAGAGAAGGGGUACGAGGGCGUGCCAAAUGGAAGGGUCGAGUGGCCUUAUUGCAGGCAGUGGCCAAACUUCCCUAGGCCCGGACGUGAGGCCGGCGUUCGUGGAAGGGGGGGGAUGGAGCGGUUUGUGGGCCACCGGUUCAGCUUGCGCACCUUGCGAGAGGCACUCAACAAGCUGGUUGUGACCGGCAACGUGCAUUUCCGCUUCGUGGAGUUGGAGGCGUUCCGCGAGUUAAUGGUGCUGCUCAACCCGAACGUCGCGAACGUCCGAGUCCUCCCAUUUCGGUGGGCGGUGGCUCGUGAGUUGGUUGUGUUUGCGGAGCGCGCACGGCAGGAGGCGAUGGCUGAUUUGGCAGCAUCGCCUGGAGAGCCUGGGCCGGGAGUCUCAAUCUCCAGUGACAUUUGGACCGGGGGGAACGGGAAGGCCUACUCGGUGGUAAAGGGCCACUUAGUGACACGGGAGUGGCAGCUGCGGGAGGAGACGCUGGAUUUCCGUGAGAUGACAGGGCGACACGGGGGAGAGGAGAUUGCAGACUUGGUGCUGGAGGUGGUGCGUGAUUGGGAUUUGUUGGAUCUUUGUGUCGCAUUCGUGACCGACAACGCUUCCAGCAACACACGCGCGUUCCGCCUCCUGUUGGGUGGUAGUGCUCGACCUGCCAUUUUCUGCCCGGGCAUGCACAUCAGCCCAACCCGAUGGGGGUCGACGUAUGAGAUGGUGGUCCGCACCCUCGAGCUGCGCCGGGCGAUCCAUGUCCACUUCUACGACGACCAGGGCACGACACGUCUUGAGAGGGAACGCUUUAGAGCGCUCCGUCUCAAUGAUGUGCACUGGGAGGUGCUGGAGGCGUUGAAGGGAUUCCUUGCUCCCUUCAACGCCGUCAGCAAGGCGGCGGAAGGGUCGCUCUACCCGACCAUCUCCAUGGUCAUUCCAAGCUACAACGACCUCCUUGAUAGUUUGGAGGCGAAGCGCCAUGGCAGCCUGUCCCCGCUGGUCAUGGAAAUGACCGUUGCCGCGCUGGGGCACUUAAAGAACCAGGGGGGUGAGAGGCGGGCAAGGGGUCCGGUGACGGUGGAUGAGAUCCUGGAUCUGGUGCGCACACGUAUGACGGCUUACCAGGCGCGGGCAGCUGUGACAGCGCCUGCGCCUCCACCUGCUGCAGCAGCGCCAACAGCUGCUGCCGACAUUGAGGGCGAUGAGCACAUUGGCAAUUCUGCCCGUUCUGCAGCAGCAGUGGACUUGGGGCUCGAGGAGGAGGAGGAGUGCGAGGAGGAGGAGGAGGAGGGGGGGGAGGUGCCAUGUGCAGCGGGUGUGGGAGAGGGCUUGGGCUAG
Messenger RNA from Closterium sp. Naga37s-1, 1467 nucleotides. NCBI's taxonomy places the organism in Eukaryota, Viridiplantae, Streptophyta, Zygnematophyceae, Desmidiales, Closteriaceae. The record is from the annotation of a GenBank genome assembly.